Ahaetulla prasina is the source of this 861-nucleotide messenger RNA. Its product is annotated as gastricsin-like. The transcript is spliced from 7 exons. The record is from RefSeq and is a predicted model, not a curated record. Gene Ontology annotation, molecular function: aspartic-type endopeptidase activity. Gene Ontology annotation, biological process: proteolysis. Lineage: Eukaryota; Metazoa; Chordata; Lepidosauria; Squamata; Colubridae. The annotation marks the transcript as partial.
UGGGUGGCUUCCGUCUAUUGCCAGAGUCAGACUUGCAAUAACCAUCGAUUAUUUAAUCCCAAUCAGUCUUCUACUUAUUCGAGCAAUGGACAAACUUUUGCUUUACAGUAUGGAAGUGGUAGUCUCACUGGGAUCUUUGGCUAUGAUACUGUAACGAUCCAAGGCGUUUCCAUUACCAAUCAAGAAUUUGGCCUAAGUGAAACUGAGCCUGGCAGUAAUUUUUACUAUGCAAAAUUUGAUGGCAUCCUGGGCUUGGCCUAUCCCUCCAUUUCUUCUGGUGGUGCCACCACUGUAAUGCAGGGAAUGAUCCAGGAGAAUCUGCUUGAUGCUCCUAUUUUCAGCUUUUACCUGAGUCGGCAGCCAAGCUUUCAGGAUGGUGGUUUACUUAUUUUCGGAGGAAUCGAUCCCAGUCUCUACACUGGUCAGAUUAACUGGAUUCCAGUAACCCAAGAAACGUAUUGGCAAAUUGCGAUUGAUGGAUUCCUGGUCAACAACCAGGAAACCAAUUGGUGCAGCCAGGGGUGCCAGGCGAUUGUGGAUACUGGAACAUCCCUACUCACUGUUCCUGGGCAGUUCUUUGAAGAGCUGAUGCAGCACCUUGGAGGCCAGCAAAACAACAAUGGCCAGUUUGUGGUUAACUGCAAUAACGUUCAGUACAUGCCGACCAUCACAUUUGCCAUCAAUGGAGUUUAUUACCCCCUGAGUCCAUCUGCCUAUAUCCUUCAGAAAUACAACUGCUCUAUAGAAAGGCACAGCACAGCUGGAUCUCUUCAUGACAUUUCAUUCUCCUCGCUUUCCCAUGGAAAAGCAGAGAGCAUGACUUUGAAAUGCCCUCAUGGGAAAGCUGAAGGAAGGAGCUAA